AUGCGUGCCGUCAGGAAUCAUCAACUAUGUGGAAAGGAAGCUUCUGUCACCAUUGAGAACUCUCGUUGUGACGAUAAGCUUUUGUCAAUCUUCCGUGAAGGUGUGAAGUAUGGUGCUGGAAUUGGACCUGGUGUUUAUGACAUCCACUCCCCAAGAAUACCACCAAAUGAAGAAAUUGCUGACAGAAUCAACAAGAUGCUGGCAGUGCUUGAGAAGAACAUCUUGUGGGUGAACCCUAACUAUGGGCUCAAGACCUGUAAGUACACUGAGGUGAAGCCAACCCUCACAAACAUGGCUGUCUUCUUUGUCCUUCUUCAGCCACUAUCAAAGAACUGGUUUAGGAUAAUAAACAAAUUGCUCACAAAAUCACUAUGGUUAGAGCUUAUAUGGCUCAUUGAUUGGUGGGUUGGCAUCAAGAUUGAGCUAUACACAGAUUCAAAAACUCUUCAAUUAAUGGGUAAAGAAAAUGCACCUAUAAUCUGCAACCACAAGAGUGACAUUGAUUGGCUUAUUAGAGAAAGGCGCUCAGGUUGCCUUGGUAGCACAGUAGCCAUUAUGGAGAAAGAAUUCAAAUUUCUUCCCGUGCUAGGUUGGUCAAUGUGGUUAGAUGAAUAUAUAUUUCUAGAAAGAAUCUGGACAAAAGAUGAAACAUCACUGAAGUCAUAUUUAAGGCAUCUAGAGCACAUGCCAUUUCCUUUCUGGUUGGCCCUUUUUGAUGAAGGAGCUCGUUUCACGCAGACAAAUCUUUUACAAGCUCAAGAGUUUGCUGCUUCAAAAGGGCUGUCUAUACCUAGAAAUGUUUUGAUUCCUCAUACUAAGGGUUUUGUCACAGUAGUACAAAGCCUUCGGCCAUUCGUUCCAGCCAUUUAUGAUUGCACAUAUGCAGUUCCAAAGAGUGAGGCUUCACCUAUUUUGGUGAGAAUAUUUAAAGCCAUUUCUUGCCCGGUGUAG
Molecule: messenger RNA, 951 nt
Organism: Glycine soja
Lineage: Eukaryota; Viridiplantae; Streptophyta; Magnoliopsida; Fabales; Fabaceae
Product: 1-acyl-sn-glycerol-3-phosphate acyltransferase 2-like
Exons: 10
Coding region: 1-951 (316 amino acids)
Cellular component (GO): endomembrane system
Molecular function (GO): zinc ion binding; 1-acylglycerol-3-phosphate O-acyltransferase activity; 5-methyltetrahydropteroyltriglutamate-homocysteine S-methyltransferase activity
Source: RefSeq, a predicted model, not a curated record